This is a messenger RNA of Merops nubicus (carmine bee-eater), 1089 nucleotides long. It is a transcript of the gene PCGF3, whose product is annotated as polycomb group ring finger 3. The annotation marks the transcript as partial. Lineage: Eukaryota; Metazoa; Chordata; Aves; Coraciiformes; Meropidae. Gene Ontology annotation, biological process: regulation of transcription by RNA polymerase II. Gene Ontology annotation, cellular component: PRC1 complex. The transcript is spliced from 7 exons. The record is from RefSeq and is a predicted model, not a curated record.
UCUGUAGAAGCUGCCUAGUGAAAUAUUUGGAGGAAAACAACACCUGUCCGACCUGUAGAAUUGUUAUACAUCAGAGCCACCCGUUACAGUAUAUUGGUCAUGACAGAACAAUGCAAGAUAUUGUUUACAAACUUGUGCCAGGCCUCCAAGAAGCGGAAAUGAAAAAGCAAAGGGAGUUUUAUCACAAACUGGGCAUGGAGGUUCCAGGCGACAUCAAAGGGGAGACGUGUUCUACAAAACAGCACCUCGAUUCCCAUCGAAAUGGUGAAACUAAACCAGAUGAAAAUUCAAAUAAAGAAACUUCAGAGGAAAAACAAGAAGAAGAUAAUGACUACCACCGAAGUGAUGAACAGGUAAGCAUCUGCUUGGAAUGCAAUAGCAGCAAAUUGCGUGGAUUGAAACGAAAAUGGAUUCGUUGCUCAGCACAAGCAACAGUGUUACAUCUAAAGAAGUUCAUUGCCAAAAAACUUAACCUUUCUUCUUUUAAUGAGCUGGACAUAUUAUGCAAUGAGGAGAUUCUUGGAAAGGACCACACACUCAAGUUUGUAGUUGUUACUAGAUGGAGAUUUAAGAAAGCACCUCUACUGCUACAUUACAGACCCAAAAUGGACUUGCUGUAAGAGAACUUUAUUGUCCUUCUGGACAGAGUUUUUUGCAGAGACUAUCACCUGGCACCUUCUUAGUGCAUCACUAAUCACAUGACACAAAUGAGCUGAAUAAUUUUGGAAGAACUGUAGGGCUUUCAUAGUGGACUGUCCUUCUGCAUAUUUCUUCUAGGGAUCUGUUACCUAGAUUUCUGGACAGAAAAUAUUUAUACUUUUUUUGUAGGGAAGAAAGAAGUUGCAACUCAACAAGACACUACCAGCACUUAAGUUUACAGAUACUGAAAACACUUCACAGUUCCAUGUAGCUCAGCCUGAUUUAUCUCUUUAAACUUACGCAGAAAUAAAUUAGAAUGUUGUGGGGUGAUUUGAAAAUGUUGCUUUUGAUACCAAGUUGCAUUUAGUUACUUUUGACAUUCUGAAUCUUUAAAACUAUAUUUUUGCAAGGUGUUACUGUCUUAUAUAGUAUGCCUGAUUGCAUUGGCUU